AUGACAUGCGAGAGAGCUACAGUGCACGGUGUGCCCAUCGCAGUGCUUCAACUGGACUUAAGCUGGGCUUUCGACCGGGUGUCCCACGACUUCCUGCUUCAGUUGCUGCAGUGGUGUGAGGUGAGAAAGUUCACAAUUCAAUGGAUCUCGAUCUGCUAUCGUGAGCUGACGACGAGCCUAGUGGUAAACGGAAGAAGCACGAGAAGCAUAGCCGUGAAGCGAUCCGUACGCCAGGAAUGCCCCCUUUCCCCAAUCCUCUUUGCACUCUACCUUGAGCCAAUCUGUCGCAUCAUAGAAGCGGAUUCUACGAUAACCGGCAUGAAGUGUGAAGCUGGAGAGGUAAAGCUGCUCGCUUACGCAGAUGACGUUACGCUGAUAUGUACAAGUAAGGAGAGUAUAGAACGGGCAACGCAAGAAAUACAGCGAUUUUGUAAGCUGUCGGGAGCACUUCUCAACUGGGAGAAAACAAAAGGAGCUUGGCUGGGCGAUUGGGAUGAAACUCCAACACGUUACAUGGGAGCAACGUGGUCAACGCAGGUGGACACAUACCUAGGUGUGCCCUUUAAUCAAGAACGUCAGUUUUCUGGAGGAGAGAUGUGGAGCACCAGACUGAACAAGUUAAAAGCGUCGUUGACAGUGUGGAACGGGAGAUAUGUGUCCACUCUGAACCGUAGCAUCAUCUGCAACGUCUCCUUAUAUCCGGCGGUGUUGUACUAUGCGCAGGCCAGAGUCUGCAGUGGACCGACGACUCACAGAAUCCAUCGCAUUUUUGCCACUUUCAUCUGGCGUUCACGGAUGGAGAAGAUGCGGCGCACAAAUCUUUUCCACUCAAGGCUGCGAGGUGUCUUCCAGGUGAUGAAUGUGGCAGUGAAGCUCGUCGUUCACCGCUUUAUGCUGUUCCGAAGUGAGAAGAACGGUCACUUCUGGGAAACGUUGCAGUCAUUAGGAGCCGCAUACUUGCUGCUAUGGAUAGCUACAACAGCGGUCUUGCCUAAGAAGAACCCAGCCCUUGGCUUCUAUAAAGAUGUCGCCGAAGCAGUACGCUUUCUAACCGACAGGUUCUCUUGGGACUACCUUAGUACAGGUAACAGAAGAAAGCUGUAUUGGGACAUCAUCGAUGUUGUGUUCCCGUCUCCCCUGUACCGGAGCAGCCUCUCCAACAGAAAAGACUCCGAUGUCUCCAGUAAGGUUACGGGCAUGCCUAUCCCUACCUGGAUAAAAGACUGCUUCGUCCUCUUCCAUACUGACACUUUGCCUGUCAAAACAUGGAAGCACGCCAAGGGCUUUAUCGUUCCGUGGUCUUUAAGAUGUGACAGCUGCUUCGCUGAGCAAGAAACACCGGUGCACGUGUUCCUCAACUGCAGAAAUGCAGUGCAGUUCUGGGGAGAAGCACGCUACGUGGCAGAGGUUGAUAGCCCCUUUCAAUGGGAACAGCUCAAGUUUCUAGACUUUAAGGAUGACGCACGGAGGGAGUUAGUGGAAGUUAUUGCAGUGGUGGGCAUGCAUUCCCUCUGGGCAUACCGGCAAGACUACGUCAACUGUAAGGAGAAUAUCAGCACUCCCUGGUCGCGUUUUGUGACCACCCUGUUGUGGACGAUAGAGCUCGUGAACUCUUCGGAGUAUUAUGAAGUGGACGGCCUUCUCCGACUGAAAGAGAGGCUCAUGCGAAACUCUUAUUCAUUUUGA
This is a messenger RNA of Ornithodoros turicata, 1686 nucleotides long. RefSeq lists its product as uncharacterized. The transcript has a single exon. Lineage: Eukaryota; Metazoa; Arthropoda; Arachnida; Ixodida; Argasidae. The record is from RefSeq and is a predicted model, not a curated record. Bases 1 to 1686 code for a protein of 561 amino acids.